AUGGGGGGUUGCGCACCAGACCGAGCGGCCUUCGAGGAAGAGCUGGUUCUUACACCUACAGAGUUCGCAUCCAUUCACACCCCCGAAGGAGCACAAGUAAAGCUGCCAGGUCUCACACCAGGGGGAGAACCAAGACCUACCACUGGGAACCGGACAUGUAACUCCUCGGCCUCAGCAGAAGGAGGACCUGUACUUUACUCUCAGGGACCGUGUGAUGACGUCAUCCAUCCAGCCUGGGGGCGGGGCUUUGGCGGGGGGCGGGGCUUCGGCUGGGGGAUUUCUGAUCUCUAUCCAUAA
This is a messenger RNA of Knipowitschia caucasica, 297 nucleotides long. The record is from the annotation of a GenBank genome assembly. NCBI's taxonomy places the organism in Eukaryota, Metazoa, Chordata, Actinopteri, Gobiiformes, Gobiidae.